Cordyceps militaris CM01 is the source of this 1599-nucleotide messenger RNA. RefSeq names its product Major facilitator superfamily transporter. The transcript has 2 exons. Lineage: Eukaryota; Fungi; Ascomycota; Sordariomycetes; Hypocreales; Cordycipitaceae. Gene Ontology annotation, biological process: transmembrane transport. Gene Ontology annotation, molecular function: transmembrane transporter activity. Bases 1 to 1599 code for a protein of 532 amino acids. The record is from RefSeq and is a predicted model, not a curated record.
AUGCCCAACUAUCAGAAUGAGCCCCCGGGUACUCUCCUCCUCUUCACGCCGAGUGAAGACGGACGGCGCCAAGAAAUCAUCCUUCAUCCGGAACCCACCAACUCGCCAAAUGAUCCUCUCACCUGGCCAAUCUGGAGAAAAGCCUGGCACGCUUCAGUCCUGGUCGUCAUCACCGGCCUGGCCGCCGGUCUCUCAACACUCUCUGGCGCCGCCUCCUUCGCCAUGAACAAUGAGCUGCACAUCACCCCAGCCCAGUUCAAUGUGGCCGUGGCCGUCUUGUUCGUGGGCAUCGGCGGCGGCACGUACCUCAUGUCGCCGCUCCCCCGGCUGCUGGGCCGCCGAAUCUCGUACGUGCUGUCUCUCGUCGCCGGCAUCGCGGGCUGCGUCAUGUUCGUCCGGGUUCAGCGGCUGGGUCUGCUCAUCGUCUCGCACCUGUUUCUCGGCGUGGCCGAGUCGUGCGCCGAGGCCAUGGUCCAGCACUCCCUGUCAGACAUCUUCUUUGAGCACCAGCGCGGAUCGGCCAUGGGACUGUACGUCCUGGCCCUCUCGGGAGGCACCUUCAUGGGCCCGCUGGCGGCAGGCCUGAUCGCGUCCAGCCGUGGCUGGCGCGCAAUCGGCUGGGCUGGCGCGGCCUGCUGCGGGGUGAUGCUGGUCGUCAUGGUGUUGACGUUGGAGGAGACGACGUUUGAUCGAGCGGCACACGUGCUGCGAGGAAGCGACCCGGAAAGCGGCGAGCUUGAAAAGAGGACAUCAAGCCAGCAGCAGCUCGAGCACGCUGCGACCACCUGCGAGCCAACUAUUGCCGGUUCUGCACUCGAUCAAAAGAAGUCGUACCUACAGAGAAUAAGAAUCAUCACGCCCACAUCGUCCAACAAGACGAAACUAAUGCGAGGCUUUAUCUACAGACUGCGACACUCGCCUCGUUGCUUCGUCUUCCCUGCCGUGUUAUUCUCCGGUGUUCAGUGGGGUGCUCAAAUCACGUUUCUAACCUUUUACCUGUCCGUGUCCGACGUCCAAUACUACGCGCCGCCAUGGAACUACAGCGACAAGGCCGUCGCCCUCAUGGCCGUUCCGUGCCUCAUCGGGCUCCUCGUCGGCAUCCUCUACGCCAGCCUGGUCGCCGACUACUUUGUCGUGUGGAUGGCGCGCCGAAACAGCGGCAUACUCGAGGCCGAGCACCGUCUGUGGCUGGUCCUGCCCGCUUCCGUCACUGGAUCUCUCGGCCUCUUGCUAUUCGGGAUCGGCUCGCAGCGCGGUUGGGGCUGGCCCGUUCCGUACUUUGGCCUGGGCUGCUUUGGCUUCACAUGGGGCUGCGCCGGCGAUAUCAGUCUGUCGUACAUGCAACAGGUGUACCCAGAGGCGAUUCUCGAAUGCAUGGUCGGGGUAGCCGUCAUCAACAACAUCUUUGGGUGCUCGUUUACCUUUGCCGCAGGUCCAUGGCUUGAGAAACAGACCCCGACUCAGGUCUUCUCAGUACUGGCCGUCAUUAACUUUGUAGUCACUUUACUGGCAGUACCUAUGAUUAUUUGGGGUAAAAGAAUGAGGGCUGGUACUGCGGCCAGCUACUUGCAGUUUGUCGACAAGAUGAACUCUGCUUAA